Molecule: messenger RNA, 432 nt
Organism: Emiliania huxleyi CCMP1516
Lineage: Eukaryota; Haptophyta; Isochrysidales; Noelaerhabdaceae
Exons: 2
Coding region: 1-432 (143 amino acids)
Source: RefSeq, a predicted model, not a curated record
AUGGGCGGUGGGUCGUCCAAGGAGCUGGCAGCUGCUGAAGUGUGGCCUCCGGGCUGGCUGGAGAUUCCAGAGGGGCCGCGCCUGAUUGCGCGGACCGCGAUCCUCACCAUUUCGAGCAUGACUCCCGACGAGUUUUGCGCGAUGAGCGGCGCACCAUACUGCAUACCGGCGGAUCAGUGGGACUUUGCGGAGUUCCACGCUGCCGCGGCCGCCGCCGUGCAGGAGGACGCGAAGAUCAACAAACUGACGUAUGCGUGCGUGCCGCGGCGAAUGGACGAGAGCGACUUCUGGCGGCUCUACUUCAGCAAGGUGCUCUACAUUCUCGACUCGGUCAAGCAGCAUGGCACCUACCCUCCGCCGGUGGCGGAGCCGAGCGCCGCGCCGCCACCGCAGCAGCCUAGCGAGGAGGACAGGGGCUGCCUGGUCCAAUGA